AUGGAAGAAUUUGAAGAUAACCCAAGAAAAAUCAAAAAGUAUGAAACUAAGUUUAAAGAGUCAUGGUUAACUAACGAAAAUUAUAAGAAAUGGUUAGUUAAAAUAGAUGAGAAAAAAGCUAAAUGUUCAUUUUGUAACGUAAAUUUUACUGUAAAAUGGGACGGUGAAAAGGCUCUGACUACUCAUUUAAACAGUGAAAACCAUAAAAAAACUACACAGAAUUUAAAAAAUAAUUCUUUAAUGACCAAAUUUAUGAUUAAACGAAAUAGCUCGGAUGAACUUAAAGUAGCAAUCAUUGAAAUAGCAUCAAUUUACCACGCAAUCAAUCACCAUCAUAGCUAUUUAAGUAUGGACUGUGGAAUAAAAUUGAAUACUUCCCUAUACGGAGAUUCUGUUAUGGCAAAAAAAGUUCACUGUGGACGUACUAAAGCAGAAGCAAUAGUAAAAAACAUUCUCAGUCCUAAUUCAAUAGAACUAGCCAUUCAAGAUUUGAAAAUGGUUACGGCUUUUCAAAAUGGUAGUUAUUUUUCUAUUGCUAUUGAUGCGUCUAAUAAGGGUUCCCAAAAAAUGUACCCUAUUGUUGUUCAGUAUUUUCACAUUCAAAAAGGUAUCCAAAAUAAACUAAUGGAUUUUUAUGAAGAUCCAGAUGAGACAUCAUUAAAAAUUUUCGAAAAUAUUGAAAAUUUUAUACAGCAAUCAAAUUUAGACCCUGAAUUAUUAUCUGGAUUCUCUGCCGACAAUGCAUCAGUAAAUUACGGCAUUCGUAAUUCGGUCUAUCAAAAACUUCUCGAAAAACAUCCAGAAACUAAAAUAAUAAAAGCAAAUUGUAAUUGCCACGUUAUUCACAAUGCUGCUAGAAACUCUAUGAAACAAUUAACAUAUGAUGUAGAAAACUUAGUGUUGAAAGUGUACGCCGAAUUUUCAAAUAGUGCUAAGCGCGUAAAAGAACUUCAAAUUUUUUUUGAAGAAUUUGAAAUUGAAUACAGAAAAGUUCUUCGACAUGGACCAACAAGAUGGCUAAGUUUGUUUAAAGCUGUCGAUAGACUGAUAAUGUCUUGGCCUGCUGUUUCAUCUUAUUUUAAAUACCAAGGAGAAGAAAAAUGUCAUCAAGUCAUAUGGAAGUUUGUCAAAAAUAUUGACACGACAGAAAUGACCGAUUUGUCACGCAAAGUAACAUUACCAGAAUGUUUUUUGUACUUUAUUCACCACUACAUGAAUAUACUAAAUGAGGCAAUAUUAAUACUCGAGACAAAUUCCGUAACAUCAGUUGACUUACACAAUGUUAUGCAAGGUCUAAAAGAUAAAAUUGAAAAUCGAUUGAAUGAUUCAUUUUAUGGUUCAAAAGUUACGAGAAGUAUUUCAUCACUUCAAGAAAGUGAGCUAGUAAUGUUUAAAAAAGAAGCUAAUGAAGUGUAUAAAAAAACUAUUGAUUAUUUAAAAAAAAAAUACGACUUCAACGAUUCUAUUUUUAAGAUGUUUUCAAACUUUAAUUUAAAAAACAAAACAGUUGAGUAUGAUGAUGCAUUAAAAUCUGUGAAUUUGUUAGGAUUAAAAAAUAUUGAAGAAGACCGACUUUACGACGAAGUAAAAAAUGUGCAAGGAGUCUGGGUAGAGCUUUCAACAAUGAACUUAUCUUCAGACUUAAUGUGGGUAGAGUUGUUCAAAAAAAACGAUUUCACUGAACUUCCAAAAAUUAUUGGAAAAAUAUUUUCAAUUCCCAUAAGUAAUGCUUUUGUUGAACGAGUAUUUUCAUUGAUGGGAAAUUUAUGGUCCGAUGAAAGAAAUCGUCUAUCAGUGGAAAUGGUUAAAUCAGAACUCUGCGUCAAAUUAAAUUACAAUAUGAACUGUCAAGAAUUUUUGUACUUUUUAAAAAAUCCCGAACAAGAAAAAUUAUUGAAAUGUGCAACAAAUAAUAUUAAGUAUGAUUUUAAAUUAAAAUAA
Molecule: messenger RNA, 1941 nt
Organism: Macrosiphum euphorbiae (potato aphid)
Lineage: Eukaryota; Metazoa; Arthropoda; Insecta; Hemiptera; Aphididae
Source: the annotation of a GenBank genome assembly